UGUUUGUGAGAAUUUUUUAUACGAUAUAGUUGUAUCAUCGGUAUUCAAUAAAACUUGAUUUCUUCCGUAUUCAAACGUCGGUAAUUGUACCGAUCAAUAAUCAAUUUAUAGUGAUCAAUUUCAUUUUCAAAUAAAAGAAAAUAACGAUUGUCGUUAACAGUUCUCUGAAAGAAAAAUGCUAUCGCAAUAUUUCGUGGUUUUAUUUCUCCUUUUGCCAUUACCAAUACCAUUGAAUAGCAUAUCAUUGAAUUCAGCCAGUCAAACCGAAGCAUCACAGCAAAUUUUUCCAUGGAUUGAUGGCACAUUUCGAGUCAUGGGAGGAGAUAUAGAAGACAUAGAAAAUAGUCCUUAUAGUGUUGUAUGUAUGGAAAAAUUAGAAGAUUCAGAUCAGUACUUUGGUGGCUCAAUUAUCACGAAAAACCUUAUAUUGACCGCCGCUCAUAGUUUACACAAGGCAAAUCUGAAUUUCUUGAAGUGUUACGUCGGAUCUUCGGUAUUACUAAAAGGAAAAGAGGUUGAAAUUGCUGAGUUAAUAGUUCACCCGUUUUAUCAAUAUCCCAUCCAACAAUUCGACAUUGCAAUUAUUAGAUUAAAGGAUAAGUUAACUUUCGAAAACAAGAACAUUCAACCAAUUGCUCUCCCCGAUAAAAACGAUAGAAUACGAAAUGGUGAAUUGUGUACUAUUACUGGAUUCGGUUUUAGAGGAAUUAAGGAACUUCCCGUGUCGCUCACAUUGCGUUCUUUGAAAUUACAUGUUCUGAGUUACAAAAAGUGCAAUCAAUUAUAUCCGAAUCGAAGUCUACCUUAUACUAUCUGUACUAUCCAUAGACAAUUAGGAAAGGAUGCAUGUGAAGGUGAUAGUGGAGGCGCGGUUACGUGCACAAAUGCACAUGGAAAACGAAUUAUUUACGGAGUCAUCAUGUCUGGCGUCGAGUGCAAACCAUUUGGAGAGCCAAUGCUUCAUCUACCAGGCAUAAGCACGAAUGUAGUGAAAUUUAUUGAUUGGAUACAAUCCGUUAUAAGUGAAAAUAUACACGAUAAACCUUUUCACGCAGAACCUAGUCACGCAGAACUUCGUAUUCAUUCAGCACCAUAUUCAUUUUGGAAUGCCGACGAUUUUGAACAAGAUGACGGCCACAGUGGCUUUAAUCCUGUCGUAGAACGCGAAGGAACCGUACACCACCAACCUCAAGUUGCUGUCGCCCAUGCAGCUCCAAUCGCUGUCGCACACUCACCAGCCAUUGCUCUAUCACAUGGACAAAUUUCUCAUCAAUCAUAUUCGUCACCAGUUAUUGCGCAUCAACCAGAAGUUCAGCAACAACAUGUUCUUCAACAACCAGCCCUUGCUGGUUAUGCCAGCCAAGGAUAUGCUGGACACGGAAACGCCGGCCAUGCAAGUGGCUACUCGACCAUUUCCCAAGUGACUCAUCAUGGUCAUGGUGGCUAUCAUCAAUAAAUUAAACGACUUUGCUUUCUAUUUACGGUCCUAUGAUUCUAACGUUAACGCACACAACAUUUGUAUAUAUACAACAUUUCAAUGCACACUUUCUUCUAGAAACGACAAAAAAUAAAAUUAAUUUUUAGAAAUAGCAGAAA
Messenger RNA from Contarinia nasturtii (swede midge), 1596 nucleotides. Its product is annotated as trypsin-5-like. The transcript has 7 exons. The record is from RefSeq and is a predicted model, not a curated record. Gene Ontology annotation, biological process: proteolysis. Bases 176 to 1456 code for a protein of 426 amino acids. Gene Ontology annotation, molecular function: serine-type endopeptidase activity. Lineage: Eukaryota; Metazoa; Arthropoda; Insecta; Diptera; Cecidomyiidae.